AUGUCACUCUUAAAGAAGACCUAUGGGUCCAAUAUUAAGUAUCACCAUGCUCGUAGAGGGAAAGAAGCUGUAUUUGAAGAUCAAUAUGGUAACGACGAGAAGUCGUAUAGCGAUUUAAAUUGUUAUAAGUAUCUCAGGCCCAUGAUUUACUUGGACGCUACUUUCCUCAUUGGUAGAUUCAGGAGUACUUUGAUGGCUGCAACAUGUGUCAAUGGAAAUGAUGGUUUUUACCCAUAUGCCUUUGCUAUUGUUUUAUCUGAAAACAAAGACAAUUGCUAUUGCUUUUACCACAUCAAGUGCAAUCUCCCUAUUGGAAAAGGUGAUGCGAAUUACAAUGCCGUUAUUGGUUUGUUUUACAAAGCUGCUUACUCUUACACAGCAGCGAACUUUGAAGAAGCUUUGCGGGUCAUGCAUGCAAUUGGUUGUGGAUAUGUUGCUAAUUAUCUCAGGACCAUUCCAAAGGAGAAAUGGGAAAAUGCAUUUUUCCCUCUAUGCAGAUAUGCUGCUCACUCUUCAUCUAUUGCCGAGUCAUUCAAUAACUGGAUUCUUGAGUUCAAAAAACUGCCUGCUUUUGCUCUUCUCGAUGCGAUACGUUUGAAGGUUAUGCAGAUGAAUUCUAAGAAAAAGGUAGAAGGUCUUGAAAAUUUUAACACUAGGCUCACUCCCGUAUACGAGGAUUUACUAAACGAGAACAUCAACAUUGGUCGUACUUGGACUGUUGUUGAGUCUAUGGAAAGAUUGUAUGAAGUCAGGUGGCAAGUAAAUGGUUUUCCCUGCGCACAUGCUUGUGCUGCCAUUCAAUCUACAAGGGAGGACAUGUAUUCAUUUGUUGAGCCAUACUUCACCACUGGAAUGGUACAACAUGACAUACCAAGAGAUCAUCUUGCCAAUCCCCAAUUAUGA
Molecule: messenger RNA, 903 nt
Organism: Papaver somniferum (opium poppy)
Lineage: Eukaryota; Viridiplantae; Streptophyta; Magnoliopsida; Ranunculales; Papaveraceae
Exons: 5
Coding region: 1-903 (300 amino acids)
Source: RefSeq, a predicted model, not a curated record